Phycodurus eques (leafy seadragon) is the source of this 1941-nucleotide messenger RNA. It is a transcript of the gene fam162a, whose product is annotated as family with sequence similarity 162 member A. Gene Ontology annotation, cellular component: mitochondrion. The coding region runs from base 243 to 641 and encodes 132 amino acids. Gene Ontology annotation, biological process: positive regulation of release of cytochrome c from mitochondria; cellular response to hypoxia; neuron apoptotic process. Lineage: Eukaryota; Metazoa; Chordata; Actinopteri; Syngnathiformes; Syngnathidae. The record is from RefSeq and is a predicted model, not a curated record. The transcript is spliced from 5 exons.
GAGAUAUGACUAGGUAGAAACAACAUAGCGCUUUCGAGCUGCGUACCUACGGUGGGGCUAAACUAGGCGGAGCAAAGUCAUCAGCGCAUUCCACGUGUGUGUGGACGACAGCAAAAAAAAAAUAAUAAUAAUAAGGAUGUCGCCACCCUGACAACGCCAUAAAACUACGAAAGGUCAACUGAGAGUAACCUUUCACAGGUCCGAGGUGCAGACGUGCCACAGAAGCGUGGAACCUCAGGGGGAUGUGCAAUAAGCCGCAGGAGGUCAAAGCAGAGUCUCCAGCUGCUGCUCCAGCACAAAACUCCCCUCGUCUCGGCUUCAAGAUCCCGGGCUACAGACCCUCGGAACUGGACAAGAAGAUGCUGCUCUGGUCAGGACGCUACAAGACAGCCGACCAGAUCCCUGAGCUGGUAUCGUUUGAAACGCUUGACGCUGCCAGAAACAAAGUGCGAGUGAAAGCCUGCUACGUGAUGAUGGCGGCCACAAUCGGCGCCUGCUUGUUGAUGGUUCUUCUGGGCAAACGGGCUGCCGGCAGAAACGAGUCCCUGACGGGUCAGAACAUGGAGAGGAAGGCCAAAUGGAAGGAGGAGCUACAGAGAGAGCAGGAAGGCGCCGUCGCCUUGCCCGGCAAGGCUCAAUGAUGCCGGGAGCACAACGCAACCGUAGAAUCAUCGGAAAUUGGGAAGAUGCACAGGCGCUAGACACAACGUAUCUACGUCUGUCUUCAAUGAAUGAAAAGUGUUGGGUUGGAAACGUGUGACAGUAUAUUCACAAAUAGUAGCCAGGGGUGCCAUUUACUUAACUGCAGAAGGGAGGAGAUUGAUUACUUUUUUUUUUUUUUUUAAAUAGACGUUUGGUAUAAUAGACCAUAUUACAGUUUCUGCCACACGUGGACUUAAACACAAAAUGGCAAACAUACACUAUAUUUGCUCCCCUGCCUUGAGUCACAUGAUAUUGAUAUCCCAUUCUAAAUCCAUAUGGUUGAAUAUGAUGUCGGUCAACUCUUGUGCGAAGACAUCCAACAAUUUUUGCCCAUUCUUCCAGGAGCGUAUUUGUGAGGUCACACACUGAUGUUGGACGAGAAGGCCUGGUGUUGUAUCAGGUUGAGGCCAGUCAAGUUCAUCCAGUAGCGAAUUCUCCCGUCCACGUCUUUAUGGACUUUGCUUUGCGCACCGGUGCGCAGACAUGUUGGAACAGGAAGGGGUCAUCGCCAAACUGUUUGACCUCUUGCUAUGCUGAAGCAUUCGGAGUUCCUUUCACUGGAGCUCAGGGGGCUAAUAUUUUGGACAUGUCCAACUUUGUGGGAACGGUUUGGAGAUGGCGACUUCCUGUAACAACAUGACUGUGCAUCAGUGCACAAAUCGAGGUUCAUAAAGACACGGAUGAGAGAGUUUGAUGUGGAUGAACUUGACUGGCCUGCACAAUCCUGACCUCAACCCUGUACAACACUUUUGGAUGAGUGAGAGUGGAGACUGAGAGCCAGGCCUUCUUGUCCAAUAUCAGUGUGUAACCUCACAAAUGCGCUUCUGGAAAAAUUGUCACAAAUUCCCAUUUUCCACACAAUCGAAUGUCUAUUUGCAUUCGAUUGUGUCUGCGUGUGGUGGAAUGCCCGGCAAGAUCGAGCCCAUUGGUUGUCAUGGUAACAAAAGCCUGACUUGCCAUUGGCUAAGCGGUGUUUGGGGCCGGGUUCGCUCACUGGCGUGAGACAGGGCCAGUGUAUAAAAUAUGCUGUAAUUCUUGUUUCUUUCGACAAAAGCAUACCACAGGCAUGUUUGACUCCUGAAACCGUUUGAAAUUGAGUGAAUGACACGCAGCGUGUCCACUAUUUGAGGAAAUUUGGUACGCUGCCUCAGGCAGUCAUUUCAGGUUUCAUCUGUGUUGUCUUGUUUGUACAAAGUAACAAAUGACGCGAGUAAUUUCAUUAAAAGUAAUUCUUGUCAA